Nestor notabilis (Kea) is the source of this 1914-nucleotide messenger RNA. It is a transcript of the gene ADGRL4, whose product is annotated as EGF, latrophilin and seven transmembrane domain containing 1. Gene Ontology annotation, cellular component: membrane. NCBI's taxonomy places the organism in Eukaryota, Metazoa, Chordata, Aves, Psittaciformes, Psittacidae. The record is from RefSeq and is a predicted model, not a curated record. The transcript is spliced from 13 exons. Gene Ontology annotation, molecular function: calcium ion binding; G protein-coupled receptor activity. The coding region runs from base 1 to 1914 and encodes 637 amino acids. Gene Ontology annotation, biological process: adenylate cyclase-activating G protein-coupled receptor signaling pathway; cell surface receptor signaling pathway.
AUGAAACUGCUUCCAUUCCUAGUUCUGAUUUCCAGUCUGCUGGACUAUGGCUACACUUCUGCAAGCUGCAACAUGACAUGCCACAAAGAUGCCAGGUGUGAAGUUCAGGGUGGGACAACAGGCUGCUAUUGCUCCCAAGGAUAUACAGGAAAUGGCAUAACAUUCUGUUACGAUGAUAAUGAAUGUGAAAAUGCUACUCAGCCUUGUGGAGAGCAUGCCAAUUGCACAAACACAGUGGGAAGUUAUUUCUGCAUGUGUAUGCCUGGUUUCAAAUCCAGCAAUGGUCAACAAACUUUUGUACCUAAUGAUGGAACCUCCUGUGUGGAUGUAGAUGAGUGCAGCAAUGAAGGAACUGUUGCUUGUGGAGAUCAUGCAAAAUGUGAAAACGUGGAUGGAGGGUUUAACUGCUCCUGUAAGGAAGGUUAUCAACCAUCCACAGGAAAAUUGCAGUUUAAGCCGAAUGAUGGCACUUCCUGCCAAGAAAAUCCGAAGGCCGAGUGUGAGUUAUACAAAGACUGUGUAACUGAACAUACUAACAGAACUUUAGCUGGGAUUAGUCAUUUGAAAACACCCCUGGAGAUGCUACAGGAAAUUAAUAAAAAUACCUUGGGACCACUUUUACCUGUAGAUGUGAUUUCAUAUGUUGAAGCACUAUCUUAUUCAUUGUUGAAUACCAGGCAUUACUCUGUUUCUGACAAUGAAACACUUCGUAAUACAACCAUUAAUGUUUUGGUUAGUACUGUGAACAAUUUUUUACAAAAAGACAAGAUCACAGUCUGGGAAGCUCUUGCUUUAGAUAACCAAAGACGGAGCCUGACUAAGCUGCUGCAUACUGCAGAACAAGCAACGCUUCUCAUGUCACAGAACUUCAAAAAGACAACACAGCUAGAUGCUAAUGCAAGUGACAUAGCACUCAAGGUUUUUGCUUUCGAUUCGCAUCACAUGAAACACAUUCACCCUCAUGUAUACGCAGGGGGAGAUUACAUAAAGAUCUCUCCAAAGAAGAGAGAGGAAUCUCAUCCUAAUGGGACCGUUGCAGUUGUCUUUCUGCGGUAUAGCAAUAUUGGUUCUUUGCUUUCAUCGCCUAAAAACCUCUCCUCAAAAGACACUUCAGAGCAGAGACAGACCGUAAGCUCAUCAGUUAUAGCUGUGGCAAUUAGCUCAAAUCCACCUACACUCUAUGAGCUUGAGAAAAUAACAUUUACCUUAAAGUAUGCCAAGACUGUGGAUAAAGAUGUUAAAUGUGCAUUUUGGAACUACUCAGCAGACACAAUGAAUGGCAACUGGGCUACAGAAGGCUGUGAGCUGACACAUUCCAACUCCACUCAUAUCUCAUGCAAAUGUAAUCAUCUGACUCAUUUUGCUGUUUUGAUGUCCUCAGGUGGCUCUGUUGGUGUUACAAAUUAUAACAUUCUUACAAGAAUCACUCAGCUAGGAAUAAUUAUUUCGUUGAUUUGCCUCUCCAUGUGCAUUUUUACAUUCUGGUUCUUCAGUGAAAUUCAAAGCACUAGAACGACAAUUCACAAAAACCUCUGCUGCAGCCUUUUCCUGGCGGAACUUAUUUUUCUGAUUGGAAUUAAUAUGAACAAUAAUAAGCUCUUCUGUUCAAUUACUGCUGGAUUACUCCAUUAUUUCCUUCUAGCUGCUUUUGCGUGGAUGUGUAUUGAAGGUAUUCACCUCUACCUUAUAGUUGUGGGAGUCAUCUACAACAAGGGUUUCUUGCAUAAGAAUUUCUAUGUCUUUGGCUACGUCAGUCCAGCCGUGGUCGUUGGAAUCUCUGCUGCACUAGGAUAUAAGUACUAUGGCACCACAGAAGUAUGUUGGCUCAGCACGAAGAACAACUUUAUAUGGAGUUUUAUAGGACCAGCAUGUCUAAUAAUUCUUGUAAGUAUAAUUUUCAUUUUUUUAUUGUAG